CCCACCCUAAAUUGACUACUAUAAAGCUCGUACUAAUCCUAUUUCAAAAUGCGAACUCUUCCAGAGAAGCAAAUCUAGGGCUUCAACUCGAUUCCAUCACACUUGAGGCAUAACAGAAGGAUUUGAGUUGUCUUGUCAGAUGGCUGGGCCUUUUUCAGGAUAUUUUGGGCUUGCACCCAAGACCAAGAAUGUUGUGGUUGCUGGAGGUUUGACAGCAUUUGUCUUUGGGGUCUAUUUCUACACUAUGAGGGCUGUUGGUGGUACUGAUGAACUUCAGGUAGCUAUUGACAAGUUUGAAGAGCAUAAACGUAGGAAUGAGACUGAACCGAGCUUGGAACGCAAGGCGUAAUAGUCAUACUCUCCGCAUAUUUAUAUAUAACUAUGUAAUAAUGAUGGGUGGGUGAGCGAACUUUUGCCCAUUUUUGCUAAUGAAUCUUUUCUGGACGUACAUAUUUUGUUGUAUUUCGCUUGCUA
Olea europaea var. sylvestris is the source of this 474-nucleotide messenger RNA. RefSeq lists its product as uncharacterized. Bases 140 to 349 code for a protein of 69 amino acids. NCBI's taxonomy places the organism in Eukaryota, Viridiplantae, Streptophyta, Magnoliopsida, Lamiales, Oleaceae. The transcript has 2 exons. The record is from RefSeq and is a predicted model, not a curated record.